Molecule: messenger RNA, 645 nt
Organism: Diorhabda sublineata
Lineage: Eukaryota; Metazoa; Arthropoda; Insecta; Coleoptera; Chrysomelidae
Product: mitochondrial translation release factor in rescue
Exons: 3
Coding region: 179-601 (140 amino acids)
Biological process (GO): translational termination
Cellular component (GO): mitochondrion
Molecular function (GO): translation release factor activity
Source: RefSeq, a predicted model, not a curated record
UUCUCAAAUUAUAUAAAGAUUUAUUGCGAUACGGAACAGAACUUCAAUUUACUGAUAAAACAUUUUUUCGAUAUCGUAUAAAGAACGAAUUUAAGAAAAAUAAAAAUCUUUUAGAGGAACACGAUAUUACUUACAACUAUAAGAAAGGCGUUACACUGUUAUCAAAAAGAGCAAUACGAUGAUAUUACGUCGAUAUUUUCUUCGAAAUUCUUCCCAGUUGUUACUUCCAAGAUUUGUUCAUACUUUAGACUAUUCAAAAGUUCCUCAACUACUUGAUAAGGAUAUAGAAGAAAUGCAUGUUAGAGGUAGUGGUCCCGGAGGACAAAAAAUUAACAAAACGGCUAAUUGUGUUGUUUUAAAACAUCUUCCAACAGGGAUUGUUGUUAAAUGCCAGGAAACUCGAGAGUUGUAUAAAAAUAGAGAAAUAGCACAUUCACUUUUACAAAGCAAAGUAGACAAUUUUAUUAAUAAAGAACAUAGUAUUGAAAGCCAAUUAAAAUCAAUUCAAGAAAAAAAAAGUAAUACCAGAGAACAGAAAAGGGAAAAGAUCAGAGCAUUGAAGGAAUCUUGGAAAAAUCGUGAAUUUGGUACUAAGAAUUGAUUAUAAAAAAUGGACAUAGUAUUGUAAAUAUAUAUAGAACAAUC